AUGAACAUUAUCCCAACAUACCCUUUAUCCCUUGGCUCUACUCUACCGAGGGCGGACUUCACAUUCCUUGACUUUAUACAACUCAUCCCAAAGCUUGGUGCAGUCCUCACAAGUGCAUAUCAUGGAGUGGUUAACCAGGAGAAGGCCAAUGUUCAUGCAUCAGGGUACUUGCACACCUACUUUGAUACAUGCAGUCUCGAUCUUGUGGCCCUCAAGACUUACCCAUCAGAGAGCAAGAUUGACGAGAUUGCCAUAAUUGCCCAUGAGGAGGCAGUUUCGCUUCUUAAGGCUCUCGAUGCUACAUCUAGCUUGUUCACAGGAAUGUUUACGGCACAUGAGCUCACUUGGUGGGUGGAGCAUGACGAUGAAGAUAGUCAGGAUGAUGGCCAUACCAUGAAUGACAAUGGCCCUUCAAUUUCGACCCUUAUGACUGACAUAGGCUCUAAUUUUGGUCAUGGGGCUGAUAAGCGUAUCCAAGCGCUAGGUCUGGCCACUGUUGCAACCAACUUCCAAAUACAGGCUCAAUUAACCCCAGGACUGACUUUCCUGACACAUCUGAUGACCAUAUUGCCCAAGCAGAGGAAUGGAUUCAGUCAAUUUUAA
This is a messenger RNA of Cantharellus anzutake, 603 nucleotides long. RefSeq lists its product as uncharacterized. Lineage: Eukaryota; Fungi; Basidiomycota; Agaricomycetes; Cantharellales; Hydnaceae. The record is from RefSeq and is a predicted model, not a curated record. Bases 1 to 603 code for a protein of 200 amino acids. The transcript is spliced from 3 exons.